CUAGCCCCUCCUCAGUCAGCUGACGACGGUCCAUGUUGCCAGGAAGUGCUUCGUUUUUCAGAUCUAACCGGAAUAUAAGGAGGAGUAGCUGUUUAAUACUACACUGCUGGGACAUCACACCGAGCGUUUCAUGGGUCAGCCAUUGAGACAUGGAGAGCUACAGCAGUGGUCGGCCAUGGGGGAAGCUAGUCAAAGUGGACUCCAAUGAAACGGUUCUGCUUUUCACUAAGGAAUGUACAGUUGGCAGAAAAAAAGGCUGCUAUCUGUCCUUUCCAUCCAAUAAACUUGUCUCCGGGGAGCACUGCAAGAUAGUAAAAGAUGAACACUCAGGGCUGGUCUGGCUUGAAGACACGAGCACUAACGGCACAGUGAUCAACUCGUCCAAAGUGGUCAGGAAGCAGACUCAUGUGCUGCAGAACGGUGAUGUCAUCUACUUUGUGUACAGGAAGAGUGACCCUGAUCAAAACAUCGCCUAUGUUUACCACUCUUUAAACAUGGAGGCCGCUGUUCCAGAAGACAGUUGUAAGAGGCCAGCCUGCAGUCUUUUUCCGGUUCUGGCUUCAGAGAUGGCCUUCUCUGUGGAACCCGUAAUGCUCACUAGAGCUCCUUUGGAUCCAACUCAGGAGGAGCCUCAGCCUUCCACCUCCACUUCCCACUUUUGUAUUAAGAAACCCUUGUCUAAAGCCCCCGUUUCAUCAGCUUCUUCUGCUUUGGGCCAAGUUAAGGAUGGAGCCUCAGCAGUAGAAGAACACUCAGGCAACCGGGAGCCAGAAUGCAAAAGGAGGAGAACAGAUGAUGAUGUGACGGGAUCAGCUAAGGGGGAUGUUCUGUCUAAACUGCCUGUGAAAGAGACUAAAACGGACAAGAUGGAGGAGUCGCUGACAUGCGUCAUUUGCCAGGACCUGCUGCAUGACUGCAUCAGCUUACAGCCUUGCAUGCAUGUUUUCUGCGCCGCCUGCUACUCUGGCUGGAUGGAGCGCUCGUCGCUGUGUCCCACCUGCCGCUGCCCCGUGGAGAGGAUUUGUAAAAACCGCAUUCUGAACGACCUGGUGGAGGCCUACCUCAUCCAGCAUCCAGAGAAGAGUCGCAGUGAGGAAGACCUGAAGAGCAUGAACAGCCAAAACAAGAUCACUCAGGACAUGUUGCAGCCCAAAGUGGAACGUUCCUUCUCUGAGGAGGAGGGCAGUUCAGAUUACCUCUUUGAGCUGUCUGACAAUGACAGCGACUCUUCAGAUAUUAGUCAGCCCCUUCUGAUGUGCAGGCAGUGUCCAGGCUACAUGCGGGAUAUGGGCCAAGUUCUGUUUGCUUCGAGCUCAAACUAUUGGUUCACUGGUCUUCCAACUCUGCCACCUGUCCAGCCUCCUCCCACACCUGAGUGUGGGGAGGGGGCAGCAAGGCCGGCCGGAGAGCAGCCCUCCACGUCCUCCGAUCGACCCUCAGCUGACGCACCUCAGGAGUACUGCUGCCCCCCUCAGGGCCGCCACCUCAUCUGCACCUGCUGCCUCCAGCCGAUGCCAGACCGGCGGGCCGAGCUCAACAACCAGCAGCAAGUUAUCGCUCAGCAAUGUAUGCUGUGCCAGAGUCCGUUCUGCCACAUGUACUGGGGCUGCCAGAGGAUUGGCUGCCAUGGCUGCUUGGCUCCAUUCAGUGAGCUUAAUCUGACUGAAAAGUGUUUGGACGGCGUGCUGAACAACAACGCAUACGAGUCAGAGGUUCUACAAAACUACCUUUCUGCUAAGGGGAAGACAUGGAAAGAUCUGCUCCAGGAGUCUUUGCAGGACUUACAGGAGGGAAAGUUUCUCCUGACAGAUUGUCGCAUCUCUGCGGACACCCUGCUGUGUUCCUGCUGCGGCCUGCGAGCCUUCAAGGAGCUGGCCUACAAGUACAGACAGAACAUCCCUCCGUCUGAACUGCCAGCUUCUGUGACAUCUCGUCCCGACUGUUACUGGGGGCGAAACUGCCGCACGCAGGUGAAGGCGCAUCACGCAGUGAAAUUCAACCACAUAUGUGAACAGACGCGUUUCAAGAGCUGAAGCAGCCGGUUCUUCUGCGUCAAAUGCACAUGUGAAACACGAUCUCGAUGCGUUUCGCUCUGCCCGACAUGGACGACACGCCUUAUGCAAUUGCCUAAUGCACAUAUUAACAAUCAGUGUCCAUUUACAACAAUGACCGUGUUCCCCACAGAUAUUCAGGAGAAUGGUAUCUAUGCACAUUCAGAUUAUUCCCUUCAAGUGAAGGUCUUUUCACUCGUACAAGUUGCUGUUGCUCAGAAUAAACACCCCGAAACAGCCGAUAUCUGGUAAAGGAAUCAUUUGUUUAGGUGGUGAAAUGGUUAAUGGUGUUUGUUAAUGCCGCUGUCACCCUGGGCAACAAAAACUUCAAUUUUUUUGUUAGAUUAGAAGCUAUUUGUGUAUGGAAGAGGGAUAUGUACGCAUGCUAAACAAGUCGUCUUUUUUUUUUUUUUCCCCUGUUUUCUUCAUGAGAAAAUUAUUUUGUAUCAUUUUCCCAAUAUGCUAACAUUAUUAUUCAGGGAUUUCCAUUACUCAUUACAUCUAAGUAAUCAUGUAAAAUAUCUUUACUAAGUAAAUUACAAUCGUAUUCAUUUAUUUCACUAAUUCUACUUAAAAAGUCAAAGUCUUGGAAGAUAAAGAUUCAUUACUCUAUGUAUUUCAGCGUUUUUUUUUUUUUGUUUUUUGUUUUGUUUUUUGUUUUUUGGGGGGGGGUUAGCAAAAUGCAGGUUGAAAUGAACGAAAACCCAAAAAUUAAUUGUGGGAAAAAUGAAAAAAUGUUUUGGUCGUUUGCAAUAUUUUCUGAUUUGAUGUUAUGCCAAACACAAUCACUCAGAAUGACUACCAGCAGAAAUGCACUGACUGUUUUGACUGAAAGUAACCCACAAAAGAUGAUUGCUAAAAGGAUAUGGAAAGAAAAAAAGUGUGUCAUAUGAGUUUUCAAAUUGAAUUACUUAAAUUACCUUACUCUUCCAACUUAUUCAGAUGCACCUAUAAGGGUCACCGGAACAGGAGCAGUAAAGUAUUUUCAGUCUAAAAUAGUCCAUCACAAUGCUAUAUGUUGCUAGCAUUAACCGGUUAAGUAUUACCUCUUAGGGAUUUU
This is a messenger RNA of Poecilia latipinna (sailfin molly), 3111 nucleotides long. It is a transcript of the gene chfr, whose product is annotated as checkpoint with forkhead and ring finger domains, E3 ubiquitin protein ligase. Lineage: Eukaryota; Metazoa; Chordata; Actinopteri; Cyprinodontiformes; Poeciliidae. Gene Ontology annotation, molecular function: protein binding; ubiquitin-protein transferase activity. Gene Ontology annotation, cellular component: nucleus. Bases 150 to 2033 code for a protein of 627 amino acids. The record is from RefSeq and is a predicted model, not a curated record. Gene Ontology annotation, biological process: mitotic cell cycle checkpoint signaling; protein ubiquitination; ubiquitin-dependent protein catabolic process. The transcript is spliced from 18 exons.